GCUGCUUAAGCUUCAAGCUUCUAGGGCGUGGCGACAGAGUACCGGCACGACCCUCGCGCGUAGCCGUCGCUCUUUUUUUUUUCUUUUUUUUUUCUUUUUGUCGCAGCGGAGGAGUUGCAUGCGUGAAGUAUUUAUAUGUUUAAUUUUUUGUAAAGAGGUUCGUGUGAGGAUUUGAGCUUAGGGAUUAGGUUUUUGGUGUUUGAAUUUCUGCGGAAGGGAUGGCGACGGAGGAGGACAGCGCUGUGAAGGAGCCUUUGGAUUUGAUCCGACUCAGUUUGGACGAGCGCAUCUACGUCAAGCUGCGGUCUGACCGGGAGCUCCGCGGGAAGCUGCACGCCUACGAUCAGCACUUGAACAUGAUUCUUGGUGAGGUGGAGGAAGUUACCACUUCGGUAGAGAUCGAUGACGAGACUUAUGAGGAGAUUGUGAGGACAUCAAGGAGGACUGUGCCCUAUCUGUUUGUGCGCGGUGAUGGUGUCAUACUGGUUUCUCCUCCUCUACGAACAUCAUAAGCAUAUUCUGUUGGAGGGUCGGUGUGCCCUAUCCAAUUGUCCCACAGGGGUUUGUUUUGAGCUGAUAUUGUAGAACUAUUUUAAUACCAAACGACAGACCACAGAAAGAGGUGUUCUUUAGGGGUGUAGUAGUGACCUUGAUUUUGUACGUUAUCAACUACCUGGUGCAUACUGAGGCAUCCACAAAAACACUCACGAGUUAUGCCGAAGCAGGCAGUCGAGAUCCUGAACAGUAGCCGGAUUGUGUGCCUAGUUUGUCAUUGAGUAAGCGUCGAGGUUAUGCUGGGGUCAUCAGAAACUCAUAUCUUGUAUUGCAUUUAGUUCUUUGCCACAGGCGUUAAUUUGGACUUGGCCUGCCAAACAUAUGUGGAAUGUGACCUGUCAGUUUCGGAGA
Molecule: messenger RNA, 906 nt
Organism: Physcomitrium patens
Lineage: Eukaryota; Viridiplantae; Streptophyta; Bryopsida; Funariales; Funariaceae
Product: sm-like protein LSM3A
Biological process (GO): mRNA splicing, via spliceosome
Molecular function (GO): RNA binding
Source: RefSeq, a predicted model, not a curated record